This is a messenger RNA of Folsomia candida, 4025 nucleotides long. Its product is annotated as limbic system-associated membrane protein. NCBI's taxonomy places the organism in Eukaryota, Metazoa, Arthropoda, Collembola, Entomobryomorpha, Isotomidae. Gene Ontology annotation, cellular component: axon; neuronal cell body; plasma membrane. The record is from RefSeq and is a predicted model, not a curated record. Gene Ontology annotation, molecular function: protein binding; axon guidance receptor activity. The transcript has 18 exons. Gene Ontology annotation, biological process: homophilic cell-cell adhesion; synapse organization. Bases 764 to 2272 code for a protein of 502 amino acids.
CUCAGUUUGCCUCUGUCGUCAGAGUAAGCAGGACCUCACACGCUCUCUCUCCGCUCACCGUCUCAUCUUCCCGACCCCACUUUCCCCUGAGCAGCAGUGAACGAGUGAAAGUUGCCAAAAGCAUUUAGCAUUUAUUUUUCCACGUCGAGCCAAGUCCUCAUCAAGAAGCGGACUUGCUUCCUCGCAGGAUCCCCGUAAUCAUCCAGAGUGCAGAGAGAUUUACAAAGGGAGGUGAAGUCAGAAGUAGCAGUUGCCCUGUUUUUGUCAGAUUCGGAGAAAACACAACAGACAAAAAUGUUUGCUGAGGCAGCGUGGUGUGAAAGGAGCAGUAGUCGACGAGUCUAAUUAGUAUUCCUCGCCUCAUUCGUGUAAGUAAGAAAAAGUCUUCUCUCUUCUGAACCAAAUUAGCAUUGGCAACUACCAGAUUUACAUCCGAGAUCCGACCAACCAGAAACCAAACUGUUUUCUCUCCUAGAUUUUUGGACAUAAAGUGAAAACUAAUUGAAAAUUAGAGCAAAGGAUUCGUAAGAAGAACUCUUCAUCAACAUCUUUUCCUCAUCCGGGUUCAGCUCCUUUUUCCUGCUUUUGAUGAACCAGUUCCCAAGCUGAACUGCCAGUACACACACUUUUUUUGAGAAAUCAGUGCGAGACUUUUACUUCUCCUCGUCAUCGCUUCCUCGAGAAGAGAAGGGAAAAAUACGAGUGAGGGGUUGAUUGAUUGACAAACCAGUGUUUUUGAAACUUUUGACGUGGACGAGACGAGAUGGGAGUCAGGAUGCCCCAAUUACUCAAACUUCGGAUUUUCGCUUUCUUCGCAACCUCGUGGAUCUUGUGGAACUACGGAACAGUCCAAUGCCACGAGGAGGACGGAGAGACGCCCAAAUUCAUCACAAGGAGCCAAACCUUACGUGUCGUCAUUGGAGAGACGGUCACUCUUCCCUGCCAAGUGGAUCGGCUGGGCGACUAUGUCCUUCUGUGGAAGCGAGGAAACUCGGUGCUCUCCGCGGGCGACAUGAAGAUCACUCGCGACAACCGAGUGGAACUCGUGGAUGGGUUCAACCUCGAGAUCAAGAAGGUUCGACCCUUGGACGGAGGAGACUACGUUUGUCAAAUGAGCACACUGGUGCCAGAGGAGAUUCAUCACACACUGGAAAUAAUGGUUCCUCCCAGCGUGCGCAGUGACAACAAUCACCUCACAAUUUCCAAAGGGGACCAGGUGACUCUCUCCUGCAGAGGAUCCGGCAAUCCCGUCCCCACAAUCACGUGGUCACGAAGGAACAACCUCCUGCCUCGUGGGGAACAGUCUGUUGAUGGGAAUACGUACGGCAUACAAAAAGCGGAUCGACAUUCGGCUGGAGUUUACCUCUGCUCCGCCAACAACGGCGUCGGUACUCCGGUCACCACUUCCAUCGAGGUGAGAGUUCAAUAUCCUCCAGAAAUUGACGUGGAGGGUUCAUGGCUUCACUCUGGCGAAGGGCAGGAAGCCAUACUCGCCUGCGUUGUGCACGCCGACCCACCAACGACGAAGGUGAAGUGGUACAAGGAUGUGAUGAUUCUGGACGAGUCUGGCCGACUUCUCAUGGAAACACGCGGCUCGAGACACUCACUCAUCAUCAGGAACGUCCAGCCCUCCGACUUUGGCAACUACUCCUGCGAGGCGGACAACAAGUUGGGACGGUCACGGAAGCACAUUGAGCUCUCAGGGCGUCCUAACCGGGCUGUGUUUCGAAGCGACCCAAUCGGGAGGAUGCGAGAUGCGUUCAAUGUGACAUGGUCCGUGGAAAGCUACUCUGUGGUGGAAGAGUUUCGCCUCUCGUACCGCAAGAAACAUGCAAACGAGACCCACGACCAACCCGGGCAAUGGCACGACGUAGUGAUCCCUUCAAGCGAGGGGAGUUACUACGACCAGCGAACAACUUUGACGCGAGGACUUUCACCAGCCUCCAAGACGCACUGGAAGUCGUAUCACAUCCGAAACCUGGAGGCUGGCGUCAUGUACGAGGCGAAAGUGGUCGCGAAGAACAAGUACGGAUGGGCUCAGCAAAGCGACCUGUUCCAGUUCAAUACCAGAACUUCAGAUCAUUACCCGUACGAAUCUUCUCCUCAGCACGAUGUUAUAGCAGGGUCUCUGCCCACCGAGGUGCGUGAUAUGAGGAUAACGUCGCCGACAUCUUUCGCCGUCUCAGUCCAUUCUUCUGUGGCGUCAGUUGUGAUAAGUCUGCUGCUGCCAGUGAGUCUUGUUCUGUUUGCGAGCAGAGCAGCUACGACGUAGACUUGAAGGAAUAAGAAAUGUAUGUAAAUCUAUAAGACCAGCAGAGCUUCAAGACUUUUCACAUCACAAAUGAACUUUUACUUACUUAUAAUAAUUAAGACGAAGACUUCUACGAUCAACUUUCAUGGCGGUGUGCGUGCGUGCGUGCCAGGAUGUGUGAGGGGUGAGCCCUCUCUGCAUCAGUGUGUGAGCGUGGAUGGGUUUACCAGUAAUACUUGUUCUAUGACUAAUUAGCUUUACUUUAACUCUACUGUGAGAGGAUAAGAGAGGAUAAAUACCUAACCGGCAUUACUCAUGUCAUGUCAGAAAAACGUCCCCACUGCAAUGGUGAAGCAAAUACUCGCUUAUUUUGAUGUAUGACUAAAAGAAUAUUGCAUCCAUCGUAGAAAUGUAGUGACGUAAUUUUAGUCGAAACAGUUGUUACUCAAUGAAUUUAGUCAUUAGCUUACCUGCCCUUGAAAAAGGUGGGUGUGUGCGUAUGCAUGGAAGGGCUCUGUUAAUAGGCAGCGAGUUAAGUAGCUUAUAAGAAGCAGCGAUGAGUCACUAAUUUACUUGUACAAAUUGUAAAGGAUUAAAUAGCUUUGGAUAUCGUGAGUAGAGUGAAAGUGAGUGAAAGAGAGUGUUUCCGUUGGAUUUGUAUAAUUGUGCAGCUACAUAAGAAUAAUUUGUGUCUCUUCUAGGCAGAGGUGCACAUUUAGUCCAUGGUCUAAACGGUAGCAAUGUAAAGUGUAUUUUAUGAUGACAGCUACCACCAAAGAUUUUCUAUGUCGCAAAUAGUUUUGUUUGUUUGGUGCAUUGCUUCAAGUUUCAUAUACAAAAAGUCAUUGCUAUAAAAGUAAUGAUUUAUUCUGUCACAAAAAUAUUUCGUUGUUGGCGAAGAAAAUAAUACUUAUUUUUGUAAGUCUCAUCCUCCAUAUUUAUGUUUCAAACGUUGUACGUGUCCUCCUCUGAUAAUGACAGCAACCGACACCAACGUUGCGCUGUCACUCAUCCACUCGCCCUGCGUGGGUGGACAUACGUAAAUGCACAAAUAACCUUCCCAUUUUUGAUGAAACCUUAAAAUUGCGACGCUUUUAUAAAUAACCACUCUAGAGGAGGUCACGUAUUUAUUAAGAAAUUUUUGGCGACGUGCACACUAACUGAAUACUGUUGAACUGGUGUAAAUAAGAGGUGAAUAGUUGUGACACAUCGAACGCAUGGUUUCUCCUAUAAAAAUGUAGCAUUACUAAUUAGCACGUAAAUAAAUAAUAUAUUGUAUUCUCUCAGAAUAACUUAUUUGAUGGCAAUACAAACAAUGAGAAUGAAUGUCCAUAAGCACACGCGUUGCACGUACGAAUGAAAAGUUCUCAUGGAGAGUGCAUAUUAUUUUGAGUGUAAAAGGUGAAUUCGAGUGGUAAUAAAAUAUGAAUAAAAUGCUAAUAAUAUUACUGGAUGUGUACAUAAGUGUGUGGGUGGACGCUAUUGUAAUGAUGAUGAUAAGCUAGUUACUUGGAGAAAUGAUAAGAUAUUGAGGAUGAGAAUACAAAAAGAUUGUGUUAAUGUAUACGACUACGUAUAGGAAGUAAGGGGCAGAGUUAUCGUCGUACCUAUGUAUUUAGGUCUACUUGAGUACAUGGAUAACUAAUCUACAACUGGGCAAUAUUUACGAAGAACAUACUGAUUAAGUGAACGUCAAUCUGUUUUGUUUCUAAUAAAAAGUAUGACAUAAGAAAAUAUUAUUAAAUCUGUACGAGAGGGAGAAAUGAUAUUGAAA